This is a messenger RNA of Aphidius gifuensis, 2906 nucleotides long. RefSeq lists its product as uncharacterized. The transcript has 3 exons. Bases 1345 to 2022 code for a protein of 225 amino acids. NCBI's taxonomy places the organism in Eukaryota, Metazoa, Arthropoda, Insecta, Hymenoptera, Braconidae. The record is from RefSeq and is a predicted model, not a curated record.
UUUCUACUCUUUCGAAACAAGCUCCUAACAUUUGUAUAGAAAUUUUUGGACGUCGUGUUCUUGGCAUAUGCGGGUGAUCAGAUGAAAUAAAAUAUUUUGUGAUUGUGUCGUCUAAUUUGUCUGGCAUCUUAAUGUGUUUUUAUAUUUAAUGCGUGACAUUACAUAGAGUGCUUCUUGAUUGAGGAAGUUAAGUUUAUCACAUACACAAAGGGACAUGAAUCAUGGACUCGAAAAUAACGAUACAAUUAUCUAUUUCAAUUUUUGAAAUACAAAAAAUACACAAGUGUAACGUUAUCAAACGUACAGUUUCAAACUUUUAAAUCUUUAUAUUUUCGAUCAUCACUUCAAAAUUAUAUUUAUCGAGAAAAAUAAAAAUGAUUCUCAUUUAAAAAAAUCAAUAUCAAUAUAGAGAUCAAUCAAUUUUACACAUUAUAAUUGUCACCAAAAUUCCUUUUAUUGUCAUCAUUAUUAUUGUAUAAUUCAUAAAUAUAAAUAAUUAAAAAAUUUUAAAUUAAUUUUGAGAGGAAAUAAAUUAACUGCACUAAAAGAAAAAAAAUAUUAACAAUGACCUUGUUUACCCUAAUUAAAGUCUCAAGUUUAGCCAUUGCUAUAUAAUAUUUUUUUAAACCUCCAUGUAUAAUUUAAGAAUGGACGGUACACAAUUAAUUAAAUAACAUGCCGACUCAGAUACGCAUUAAAUAAGUGAGUCAACUUGUCUCAUGUAUAAAACGUAGUCUACAAUCGGAUGUACAUUGGUUGUAAACAUUUUUAAGUUCAUAAUUCUUCAUUAAACAUUAAAAAAAAAUUUAUUCUUUUUACAUAUAUAAAUAUAUAUAGGUCAUUUGACUAUCUAUGUGUAUGUGACAAAGUUGGUUUGUACUAUUAAUUGAUUGAAUCGAAUGAAAUAGAAAAAAAGAUGACCUACGUACAAAGAGACAACAUGAUGACGACAAACAAUUGCGUGAAAUAAUAAAAGAGUCAGAGUAGUAGGAGGUCCAGCAUUUAUACAACAAAAUAAAUUUCAGAGUGCUUAACAACUUUGGUGUGUUAACAUCCGUUAUCAUUUCGGAAAUUAGAUUCAAUAAAUAUUGUAACAAAUUCUAAACGUUUUAUAAAUGUCUCUUUAAAUUUUGAUCAUAGCAAUAAAAUAACGAUAUUUAUUUUUUAUUUUGAAUGACGAUAAAUAUAUAUCAUUUAACAAUUUAAAAUAAUAAUAGUUAUUUUUUUUUAUCAAAUGAUAGCAGUGUAUUAUAUCAUAUGAAUUUAAUUAAAAGAAUUUCAUAAUCAGUGUGUACAAUUAUUGUUCAAUAAAAUCAAAAACAUUUUAAUUUUAACAAUAGAAAAAUGAAGUGUUUUGUAUUGUUAUUAGUGUUUCUCAGUUCAACGUUGGCCCAGAGUAGUCAAGAAUUAUUAUGUCGUGAACUUAAAGCACAGGAAUCGUUGGAUAUUACUAAGCUGAUGGGAAAAUGGUACAUCAUCGAAGUGUUACAGCAAAAAUUUAAAACACCAGAUUUACAAAAUGAAUUAGUAAUACGAUUAUUGGAUUCAUGUCCAACGGUUAAUUUACGAUUCACUGAUAAUGGUGGAAUAAAAUUACUAUGGACUGAAAGUAAAGGUGAUCUUGAUUAUACAUUUCAAAUUGAAGACAUCAUUAGAAGUCCUGGUAUUUGGCGAUCAGUUGGUCUUCAAAAUGGCACAUUAACAGAACAACCUUACACUCAAUUUGUUGGAACAGUUCAUGUGAUGAAAGUUGUUGUUCAUCAUCUUGUCUUAACUUUUUGCUCACAAUCACCUGGUGUAAAUCUUUACUCAGUAAUAUUGAGCCGAGAGCAUAUUCUUCCAAAAAAUCAAAUAACUGGAAUUCAUGGCUUAUUGGAAAGACGACAAUUGCAAACUACCAGUAUACUGACAGCAUGUGCAAAAGGAACUGCAUCAACGUUGAGUGGAACAUCUAUAAUAACAAUGCAUUUUACAAUUAGUUUAAUUGUAUUGUUUAGUUUUAUUUUCACUCUUUAUUUGUGAAAAUUUAAUAACUUACCCUAGGCAAAAAAAUUUCUUAUAUACCUUUGUUUAUAUUUAUAAAUUUAUAUAUUGAUAAGUUUGAUCCGGAAAAUUCCUUUUUUUCACUAUGUAAUUACCUUUUUUAUGUUGAAUGAAGUUUGUCAGAAAAAUUUAUUUUUUAUGUUCAAUACAAAAAAUUAUACAUUUGUAUAUACACUUUUUUUUUAUUAUCAAAUAUAUUUUUAUUUUCACAUGUUAAUUCUCUGAUUAUAAGUUAUAACUUAAAAUUUAUUUUUUAUGUUUUUUUUUAAUGUGAAAGAGUUAAAUAUUAUCACUACUCGCAGCUCCAGUGGGGAGAGGAAUAAUAAAUAAAAUAUUUUAUUGCUAAAUUCAUUCUUUUCAAUAUUAUAAUAUUGUAUUUAUAUUUUUCUAUAUUGUAAAAUAUCAAUAUAAGCUCAACUAGCUGGAGUUGGUUUUUUCAUUUGAAGUUGUCAUUGAUUUCUUGGUAGAAAUAUUUUUCUCAAUUAACCUGUGGUGGAGAAUAUCUUCGAGUUUUCUCCCCCACUUAAAUGGUUAAAAUCUUAUUCAAAAACCGUAGAAAAUCUUCGGUAAUUGUUCACCUUUCAUUAGAAAAAAAAAUAGAAAGAAAAAGCAGAUUUUUUUAUUCAAUGAAUCAAAGAGAAUAACGAAAAAUUUUUUACCAAGAUGUCUGAAACAAAAAAAUUAUUAUUAACUAAUUAAUAUUAUAUUAUUAUUAUUACUCACCAGUUUCAGCAACAUCAUGAUCAUUUUGAUCACUUCAUAUUUUUUUUUCAAAUCUAUUGUCAUCUGUAAAAUAUUAAAAAUUAUUAUUAACAAAUUAAUUGUGCUUAAAUAAAUAAAAACUUUUACCUGAUGUUAAUGGU